AUGCCAGCCAGGCUGCAUCGCAGGGAGACAGAGACACGUGGCUGUGCCACUAGUGUCCUAUUCUGCUUCCCUGUGAGCUUCAUUUGUGACACCUACAUAGUCCUCGCUUGGAAUAGCAGGGUAAAAAGCAGCCCUGACGCGCACGGCUCCUUUGAUGAGCUACACACCAGCAUACAGCAGAACAGAAGGCUUUGGGAAAGAGGGUCCCAUCAGGCGCCAGAACAGAUUAUUCUGCAGUUUGUCAAACUUGGUGCCACACUUGAUGCCCUGGAGGCAGUUUCAGUGUGA
Molecule: messenger RNA, 288 nt
Organism: Apodemus sylvaticus (European woodmouse)
Lineage: Eukaryota; Metazoa; Chordata; Mammalia; Rodentia; Muridae
Gene: Smim2
Product: small integral membrane protein 2
Exons: 2
Coding region: 1-288 (95 amino acids)
Source: RefSeq, a predicted model, not a curated record